AUGUCCAACUUUGACGUGGAUAUCGGUGCAAUGGACGAAGUGAUAUUCAGACUCCAAGGCAUAGUUAGCGACAAGAUGCUACCACCAAUGGCAAAGCCUGCUUUCCGCGACAGAACGGUCAAGCAACAACCAUAUUUACGUACCGCCAUUGCUAUCACGGGACUCGGAGACAUUGUGUUCAAUAAGGUGAUGGAAAAGCUAGAAGAAGUUUUCCUCCGUUUUGCAAACAAUUUUCCCGCGGACAGCGUCAGCGGCUAUGACCCAGUUCUUCACAAAGACACGGGUUUCAAUGUUUUCCAUGCGCAUAGCCAAUAUUUCACGAAGGUAUCCGCAUAUCAAGACAAAUCUGACAACAUAGGUUUUCAUCCCCUGGUCAACCCUGAUAACGUGUUGGCGUCCAUGGUAGGGGACAGUUUCAUCCACGCAAUCGAUAACAAGGUACAGUUUCUUCGUCGGGAGAUACUUCCUGACGGAACAGCCAGAUAUUAUUCUUAUAAUCCUGCCUCCAUACGAAUUGGAGACAUUGUCGAGAUCAGUGUUUAG
Messenger RNA from Psilocybe cubensis, 543 nucleotides. RefSeq lists its product as uncharacterized. Lineage: Eukaryota; Fungi; Basidiomycota; Agaricomycetes; Agaricales; Agrocybaceae. The coding region runs from base 1 to 543 and encodes 180 amino acids. The transcript has 3 exons. The record is from RefSeq and is a predicted model, not a curated record.